Messenger RNA from Clavispora lusitaniae ATCC 42720, 927 nucleotides. RefSeq names its product Yhm2p (gene YHM2). Gene Ontology annotation, molecular function: tricarboxylate secondary active transmembrane transporter activity. Gene Ontology annotation, cellular component: mitochondrion. Gene Ontology annotation, biological process: mitochondrial citrate transmembrane transport; alpha-ketoglutarate transport. Lineage: Eukaryota; Fungi; Ascomycota; Pichiomycetes; Serinales; Metschnikowiaceae. The record is from RefSeq and is a predicted model, not a curated record.
AUGGCCACUGCUACAGAUUUGUCCCCGCCAAAGAUUGAAAAGAAGCCAAUCAGUUUUUCUAACAUCCUUUUGGGUGCUGGUUUAAACAUGGCAGAAGUGACCACAUUGGGCCAGCCUUUAGAGGUGAUUAAAACUACGAUGGCUGCCAACAGAUCAUUGUCCUUGCUUCAGGCUGGAAAACUUGUCUGGUCCCGUGGUGGUCUCUUUGGUUUUUACCAAGGUUUGAUUCCUUGGGCGUGGAUCGAGGCUUCUACUAAAGGUGCUGUUUUGUUGUUUGUUUCAGCUGAAGCUGAGUACGUCUUUAAAACUAUGGGUGCAAGCAACUUUUUGGCCGGUAUGGGUGGAGGUGUUUCUGGUGGUUUGGCCCAAGCUUACCUUACUAUGGGAUUUUGCACAUGCAUGAAGACUGUUGAAAUCACUAGAGCAAAGCAAGCUGCUGUGCCCGGUGUCCCGCAACAAACUUCUUUUCAAGUGUUCAAGGACAUUUACCGUAAAGAAGGAAUUAGAGGAAUUAAUAAGGGUGUCAAUGCUGUGGCAAUCAGACAAAUGACAAAUUGGGGUUCUAGAUUUGGUUUCUCUAGAUUGGCUGAGGAGGCCAUUAGAAAGCUCACCAACAAGAAUAAGGAAGAAAAAUUGAACGCUGUUGAGAAGAUUGCUGCUUCGGUUGUCGGUGGUGGUUUGUCUGCCUGGAACCAGCCAAUUGAAGUCAUCAGAGUGGAAAUGCAAUCCAAGACUAACGAUCCUAAUAGGCCUAAAAACUUGGGCGUGCUCUCAACAGCCAAAUACAUCUACUCUAAUAAUGGUAUUAAGGGUUUGUAUAGAGGAGUUGCCCCAAGAAUUGGUUUGGGUGUUUGGCAAACCGUCUUUAUGGUUGCCUUUGGUGACAUUUUUAAGAAGAUGUUGAACACUGAUGGCAGUGGACAUUAA